UUCACUCUGAGGCAGCGUCACAUUCAACGGUUAACUGUUGCAUUCAACGUUUCGUUCGCUUCGGCUCUUCCGACAUUUUUCGACCGUGUAUACCGUGUACAUUCACAUUUACGCGCCUCUCGUCGUUCGGUUUGCGUCGGUCGUGUUUCCCCGUACGUACGUACGCCCUCGCUUCGUAUCGAAUCCGAUAGAUACGAGCCACGAGAUUGUAUAGCAUCGUUGUGUGAGUGUGCCCGCCUCGUAUCUGUGUGCCGAAGGCGUUUUCGUCGUCAUCAAAUCCAUAACGUCAUUUCGUUUGUUGCCGCUCAAACGGUGAGUGAGGCGAUUCGAGUCGUGUGCGUGUACUGCCAGCCAACACUGUAGCCGCAAUCAGCGUGUGCGUGUGCUACUCUCAAUCACUGUACAAGCCCUUUUCGUAACGGAACCUCAAAAAACGAGGCGAAACGCAAAGAGAAAAUAAACCUGGGAUUACAGCGCAAAUAACGAAAGGAAGGAAGGAAGGAAGGAAGCCAAAGGAAGUCUCUCAAACACUCCCCCACCAAAAAAACAAACAACAAACAUCAUCAUGUCACGGAUCGUUUUUGUAUUAUUCGCAGCCAUCCUAACAGAUGCGCUCACUGCCGGCCAGGUGAAUGUGGAGCCCAACACGGCACUCCUCAACGAGGGCGAUCGCACAGAGCUGCUCUGCCGCUACGGACGUACCAUCAACUAUUGCCGCAUCGAGAUACCCGGCGAACAGAAGGUCCUCAAUCUCUCACCGGAAUGGAGCAAGACACCUGGAUUCACGUACUACGGCGCUGGGCUGCAGGCCGGCCAAUGUGGUGUGACCAUUGAGCGGGUCAAGGCCAGCAAUAAUGGCCAGGUCAAGUGCAGUCUGGGCGUUGAGGGAGAGGAGCUCUCAGGCACCAUAGAUCUGGUGGUGGCAUUGCGCCCACAGCAACCCAUCAUUGAACUGCUCUCGAAACCCAAUCGUGAGGGCUACUUCGCCGAGGGCACCCAAUUCAUGGCACGCUGCAGCGUACGCGAUGGUCGCCCGCCGGCAAACAUCUCCUGGUACAUUGACAAUAUGCCAGCCAAUAAGCAGACAACCCCACUGGAGAUCAUCUCGACGCCAACCAACGACAAUGUGGAGCUGUCCACCUCUGUGCAGCAGAUCCAGUGGCAUUUGUCGCCCGAGGAUAGCAACAGGAAGCUCGUGUGCCGUUCGCAUCAUCAGACAGAUCGCGAGACAGUGCCACCACAGGAGGCAGCCUACAUCAUCAAUGUGCGAUAUGCGCCCGUUCAUCAGUCAGAGGCCGCCGUUUAUGGACUGUAUUUGGAUCAUACUGCCAUUGUCAACAUUACAAUUCGUGCCAGUCCCUUGCCCAGGAUUGAGUGGACCAUUGAGGGUUUGGUUGUGUCGCAGGGCCGCACCGAGGGCCGCUAUUCGGCGUAUGAGCCACAGUAUUUGGGCAACGAUGAGUACAAUGUGACGCUGGCUAUCGCCGGACUGACGCUGGAGGAUACGACCAAAAUCUACAAUCUGCGUGCCACCAACGAGCUCGGUCUGACGGACUACCAAGUGCGUAUCAGUUCCUCGAGCAAGCCGCCCAGCAAUAGUCUGGAUGUGGCUGCCAUUGUGGGCAUCGUUGUGGCCGUCGCUGUACUGGUUCUGGUCGUACUCCUCGUUCUGUUUGCCCGUGCCACAGGCAGAUGGUGCUUUGGCGGUAAAUCAAUCAAGACGCCCACAAAUGAAACCGACGGGCAGAACGACAAGCAGCUCGAAUUGGGUGGCCAACAUGGCCAGAAUGUGGCUCUCCUUGAGACCCCCAAUGGCAUCACCCUGCUGGGUGCGAGCAAACUCAGAGAAGUCAAUGGGAAUGGGAAUGGCAAUGGUACUCCCCAGGAGCGUUUGUCCGUGGAGAGGCGUCCCCACAAUGAUGAAGAUGAUUCCUUCGAGUAUGCCACUGAUCGCGAGAGCAGCGUCUAUAAUCCCACCACACGACCACUGCGCAGUGUCUUGAUGAGCCAGGCCGGUGGACGCAAUUCCCGCAGCUCCGCCAGCUCCGAGGUAGAGCCACUGAACACCGAAAACUCCGAUCUGCUGCAGAAGGGCAACCAAUUGGGCAUACCAGAGUCGCGUUUCGCCCGCUGGCUGCCAAAGGAUAAACUGGAGCUGCUCGAAAAGCAGGCAAUGCUGCUGUCGGGACGUGGCAAGGCAAUGAAUGCGGCGGCACCACCACCAGCCACACCACCAAAGCCACAAAAGAAAGUGCUUGCCACACCAACAGAAACGACAGCGACAACGACAACAACGACGACAAUGGCGACGCCAAAGCUGCCACAGGAAACGGAAAUCUGAGAAUGCAACUGUGUGUGUGUGCGUGUGUGUGUGCGUGCGAGUGUGUGUGUCAUAUUUAUUUAUUUUCCUCUGCUUUGAGGCACCGGAAAGGCGGUCGCAGGAUUAGGGAUUGGAGCAGUUUUGUAGCAGUGUCAGCAGAGAUGCCUCAGGGUGUGUUCUCACUGCUUUCCUUUUGAGAUUGAAAUUUUAUGUUAGACCAUAGAUCAGAGCUAUAUCUAUAGGUUACUGCUCUGAAUUACACAUCUUAAAGCUAUAAUUAUCCAUAAGAAAGAUUUCUUAUGACAUUUAGUUUGAAAAGUCACUAAAUUUUCUCUUAGAUAAGUCAAAACUCUACUAAAAAUAGAGAUAAAUACAAAAGAGCAUUGAAAACUAGCUCUAAGUGGAUAUUAGUGCCUUAAAAAGUCACCAACACCUAAGAAACAAUUGUCCUUAGCAUCAUAUAUGUAUAUG
Drosophila subobscura is the source of this 2791-nucleotide messenger RNA. RefSeq names its product fasciclin-3 (gene Fas3). Bases 566 to 2341 code for a protein of 591 amino acids. Lineage: Eukaryota; Metazoa; Arthropoda; Insecta; Diptera; Drosophilidae. Gene Ontology annotation, cellular component: adherens junction. The record is from RefSeq and is a predicted model, not a curated record. Gene Ontology annotation, biological process: homophilic cell-cell adhesion; heterophilic cell-cell adhesion. The transcript has 7 exons.